AUCUAGCCAAUUUAGCUAUCAUUUGUCACCUUCAUCACCUUUGCUUGCCUGUUUCUCACAAGCCACCUCAGCAACAGCAGGCAUUAAGAAACUUGUUACUUUUUCUGAGAGAUAAUCAGUAUUAUGAUGAAGUCUUGGCAUUGACAUUGGCAGCAGGGGCAUGGCGAUGGGAAACGUUGCAGUACCUGGCUGCAUCUCGUGGGCUUUAUGUGGAAAAGUUACGUGUACUCUUAGCAUCACAAGUUUCCCCUGUGCUUGAUUCUUUGCGAAUUGACCAAGUAAUUGGUGUGGGAAGUGAAAGUGGUAUACUGCCAUUAGCUCGUGAAAGGGAGGCUGGGUACUUGCACUGUGUAUCUGAUCCUGAGUUAAGACAAGUUCUUUUAAGCAAGCCUUCCUUAGCAAGAAUGCAUAUAGCUUUAGUCCUUGGAUUACUAGCAACCCUUGAAAUUCCUUCUGUCAUUCGUCGGUUAGCAGAUCUCUACAAAUCCAUCUCAUCCAGCAAUUAGACCAUUUUUACAAACCACAAAUGGAAAGAAACAGACUUUUCCUCCACUUUCAUCAAUGGUUCACAAUUCAAGCCUCCACUCUUUUGGAAGUGAUGAACUGUUAUCAGUAGAGGCUUUUGUAGAAGUGUUUUUAGCCAUUGUGAUUCAACUAAACAGGAAACGAGGUUGGAAGUACAACCCUGAUCUCCUGACUCACAAAGUGGACUGUGGAAAAGAGGUAGUUCCAGUCCCAGUUGAUAAAAUUCGUUUGCCGUGUGCUGAGCUGCGGUUAUGGUCAUACAUCUGUGAUAAUUGGUAGUACUACAUACACAUGGGGUAUCCCAGAUUAUGGGGUUUUGGGUCACGGACCACGUUCUACAACAAAUCAUAGACUUUAUGCUGGAAUUAAUGUGUCUGUGCCAGAAGAG
Messenger RNA from Macrobrachium nipponense, 913 nucleotides. RefSeq lists its product as uncharacterized. NCBI's taxonomy places the organism in Eukaryota, Metazoa, Arthropoda, Malacostraca, Decapoda, Palaemonidae. The record is from RefSeq and is a predicted model, not a curated record.